AUGAGGGGAGGGGCCCACAGGAGCGCGAAAGGCCGCGAGUGACACUCUCGCUGUGAGGAGCCUCCUCACAAGAUGUCGGCUCUGGCCGUGGCGACGGCGGCGGCUGCCACCGCGGCGGCCGUGACCGCGGCGCGCUCGGAGAAGCCCAGCAGCCCGGGUUCGUCCAGGGGCUUCUACUUCAACACGGUGCUGUCUCUCGCCCGCUCGCUAGCCGUGCAGAGACCCGCUCCGCUCGAGAAGGUACAGAAACUACUCUGCAUGUGCCCAGUUGACAUACAUGGGAUCUUUCAGCUGGAUGAGCGUCGCAGAGAUGCUGUGAUUGCUUUGGGAAUUUUUCUAAUCGAGUCUGACUUGCAGCAUAAAGAUACUCUUGUUCCUUAUCUUCUCCGGCUGUUGAGGGGCCUUUCCAAAGUCCAAUGGAUAGAAGAAAGCAAUUCACGCAAAAGCAGAGGCAUGCUUCCGAUUCCAGAAAACUUCAGUUUCUGUUUGGUGACUUUGUUGUCAGAUGUGGCUUACAGGGAUUCUGUUCUGAGAGAACAGAUUUUAGAGGCAAUUUUGCAAGUGAUGCAGGUCCUCCUGGGAAUGUGCCAGUCCCCAGAAACCCAGGAUAAAGAAUAUUUAUGCAAAUACGCUGUGCCAUGCCUGCUUGGAAUUUCACGAGCGUUUGGGCGCUACAGCAACUCGGAAGAGUCUCUUCUGUCCAAGCUUUUCCCUAAAGUUACUCCGCAUUCCCUCAGAGCCCCACAUGAGUUGGAUGGUAUUCGUAGACGCUCCUUUAAUGACUUCCGGUCGAUACUUCCACAUUCUCUACUGACAGUCUGCCAAGAAGGAUCUCUAAAGAGAAAGACCAGCAGCUUAUGCAGCAUCACACAGGUCAGUCCCGAACGUGGAAUUCCUCCUCCCAGUUCCCCCGGAGGCACUACUGUGCAGUACUUUGAAGGGUCCUACCUACCUGAUGGGAGUGCGUUAGAUCCCGAUUAUUACUUCUCUACAAUCAGUUCCAGCUUCUCCGUCUCGCCUCUCUUUAACGGCAUUAGCAACAAGGAGUUUAACAUUCCACUGGAAAUGCUCCGCCAGCUGCUGAACAUGGUAAAGCAGAUUGUUGGGGAUUCGGUCCUCCGAAACUUAGAUGCCGUUGUCUCUGAAGUUAUUGAGGAAAAUCCCCAUGCAGAUUUGUUCUACAAAAUGUUCAGUGACCCACUUUAUGUUGCCCAGUUCAAGAUGCUGAGAGACACGUUGUACUAUAUGAAAGAUCUCCCAACCUCUUUUGUGAAGGAAAUUCACGAUUUUGUGCUGGAACAGUUUAACAGCAGCCAGUCGGAGCUCCAGAAACUCCUUCACGACGUAGACAGAUUACACAAUGACCUGAACCCUCUGAAGCUACGUUGCCAAGCUAACGCUGCUUGUGUGGAUCUCAUGGUGUGGGCUGUGAAGGAUGAGCAAGGGGCAGAAAACCUGUGCAUUAAACUGUCGGAGAAACUGCAGUCCAAGACUUCCAGCAAAGUAAUCAUUGCUCACUUGCCUCUUCUGAUUUGCUGCUUACAGGGUCUAGGCCGCUUGUGUGAGCGUUUUCCUGUGGUGGUUCACUCGGUCACUCCAUCCUUGAGAGACUUUCUCGUAAUCCCUUCUCCAGUCCUGGUGAAACUUUACAAGUACCACAACCAAUAUAAUACUGGAGGCAAUGACAUCAAGAUCAGCAUAACAAAUGAGCAUGCCGAGUCCACUGUAAGUGUAAUGUCUGGCAAGAAGAGUCAGACCUCCAUGUAUGAACAGCUGCGGGAUAUUGCGAUCGAUAACAUCUGCAGGUGUUUGAAAGCUGGGCUGACAAUAGACUCGGUAAUUGUUGAAGCCUUCUUAGCUAGUUUGUCAAACCGCCUGUACAUCUCGCAGGAGAGUGACAAGGAGGCCCAUCUAAUUCCAGACCACACAAUACGUGCAUUGGGGCACAUUGCAGUAGCCCUGAGGGACACGCCAAAGGUGAUGGAACCGAUUCUUCAGAUCCUGCAGCAGAAGUUCUGCCAGCCGCCUUCUCCUCUCGAUGUGCUCAUCAUUGACCAACUGGGAUGCUUAGUUAUCACUGGAAAUCAAUAUAUUUACCAGGAGGUAUGGAAUCUGUUUCAGCAGAUCAGUGUUAAAGCUAGCUCAAUUGUAUACUCUGCAACAAAAGACUACAAGGAUCAUGGAUAUAGGCACUGUUCCUUAGCUGUUAUUAAUGCCCUCGCAAACAUAGCUGCAAACAUCCAAGAUGAACACCUUGUGGAUGAAUUGCUGAUGAACUUGCUGGAACUGUUCGUACAACUCGGGCUCGAAGGGAAGAGAGCCAGUGAGAGGGCAAGUGAAAAAGGCCCAGCGCUAAAGGCAUCUAGCAGUGCAGGGAACCUGGGAGUUCUGAUUCCUGUUAUUGCUGUGCUUACAAGACGCUUGCCACCCAUCAAGGAAGCUAAGCCCAGGUUACAGAAGCUCUUCCGCGACUUCUGGCUGUAUUCGGUGCUUAUGGGAUUUGCUGUGGAAGGCUCAGGUCUUUGGCCAGAAGAGUGGUACGAGGGUGUUUGUGAGAUAGCAACCAAGUCGCCGCUACUGACGUUUCCUAGCAAAGAGCCUCUCCGCUCUGUUCUUCAGUACAACUCAGCUAUGAAAAACGACACAGUCACUUCUGCUGAACUGAAUGAGUUACGGAGCACCAUCAUCAAUCUUUUGGAUCCUCCUCCAGACGUAUCUGCCCUGAUCAAUAAGCUGGACUUUGCCAUGUCUACCUACCUGCUCUCUGUAUACCGUCUAGAAUGCAUGAGGGUAUUGCGUUCAACAGACCCAGAUCGCUUCCAAGUGAUGUUUUGUUACUUUGAGGAUAAAGCUAUUCAAAAAGACAAAUCGGGUAUGAUGCAGUGUGUCAUAGCCGUAGCAGAUAAGGUGUUUGAAGCCUUCCUCUGCAUGAUGGCUGACAAAGCUAAAACGAAAGAAAACGAAGAAGAGCUGGAAAGACAUGCUCAGUUUUUGCUGGUGAAUUUCAAUCAUAUUCAUAAGAGGAUCAGACGGGUUGCCGAUAAGUACUUAUCUGGCCUUGUAGACAAGUUCCCUCACUUACUCUGGAGUGGGACAGUGCUGAAGACCAUGUUAGAUAUCCUCCAGACCCUCUCCCUGUCAUUGAGCGCAGACAUUCACAAGGACCAACCCUACUAUGACAUUCCAGACGCCCCAUAUAGAAUUACUGUUCCCGAUACAUACGAAGCUAGAGAGAGUAUAGUAAAGGAUUUUGCGGCACGCUGUGGAAUGAUCCUCCAAGAAGCCAUGAAAUGGGCCCCUUCGGUCACCAAAUCUCACUUGCAGGAAUAUUUAAACAAGCAUCAGAACUGGGUCUCUGGCCUGUCCCAGCACACAGGGCUGGCUAUGGCCACGGAGAGCAUCCUCCACUUCGCAGGCUACAACAGGCAUAACACAACUCUGGGGGCAACCCAGUUAACUGAAAGGCCUGCCUGUGUAAAGAAAGACUAUUCCAACUUCAUGGCUUCACUUAACUUGCGAAAUCGCUAUGCUGGAGAAGUCGCUGGGAUGAUUAAUUACUGUCACGCCACAGGCCGCACCUCAGAUCUCAGUAAACUAAUGAUCAAGCAGCUCAACGAGGCCCUGGAACCAGGCCAGCCUGAACACUACACUCAAGUCAUGUUUAAGAUGACAGCCAUGUUGAUAAGUAGCAGAGACACUGACCCUCAGCUCUUGCAUCACCUGUGUUGGGGCCCGCUGCGAAUGUUCAGCGAGCACGGCAUGGAAACGGCCAUCGCUUGUUGGGAAUGGCUGCUCGCUGCCAAGAAUGGGAUAGAAGUGCCGUUCAUGCGAGAAAUGUCAGGGGCCUGGCAAAUGACCGUGGAGCAGAAGUUUGGCCUGUUCUCUGCCGAGCGGAAAGAAGCAGAUCCCUUAGCUGCUUCGGAAGAGAGCCAGCCCAUACCGUGUCCACCGGAGGUCACACCACAUUACAUCUGGAUAGAAUUCCUGGUGCAGAGGUUUGAAAUCGCAAAGUACUGUAGCUCUGACCAGGUGGAAAUCUUCUCCAGUCUACUCCAGCGAUCCCUUUCUCUGAACAUUGGGGGAUCAAAAGGCAGUAUGAAUCGGCACGUGGCAGCGAUUGGGCCACGUUUCAAGCUGCUGACUCUGGGAUUGUCCCUGCUUCACGCUGACGUUGUCCCAAAUGCAACGAUUCGCAAUGUCUUGAGAGAGAAGAUAUAUUCAACUGCUUUUGAUUAUUUCAGCUCUGCUCCGAAGUGUCCAACCCAAGGAGAAAAGAGGCUGCGCGAGGAUAUCAUCAUCCUAAUCAAGUUUUGGACUGCCAUGUUCUCCGACAAGAAAUAUUUGACAGCCAGCCAGCUUGUUCCUCCCGAUAAUCAAGAUACACGGAGCAACCUGGACAUCACUGUUGGGUCUCGGCAGCAAGCCACCCAGGGAUGGAUAAAUACAUACCCUUUGUCCAGCGGCAUGUCAACGAUGUCCAAGAAAUCAGGGAUGUCCAAGAAGACCAAUCGAGGUACCCAGCUUCACAAGUACUACAUGAAAAGGAGAACGUUGCUGUUGUCACUGCUGGCUACUGAGAUUGAACGCCUCAUUACAUGGUACAAUCCUCUCUCAUCCCCGGAGCUGGAGCUGGAUCAGACCGGGGAGAACAGCGUUGCAAACUGGAGGUCAAAGUACGUCAGCCUGAGUGAGAAGCAGUGGAAAGAUAACGUGAAUCUGGCAUGGAGCAUUUCGCCUUACCUGGCCGUCCAGCUUCCCACCAGGUUUAAAAACACAGAAGCCAUCGGAAUGGAAGUGACUCGUCUCGUCCGCUUGGACCCAGGAGCAGUUAGCGAUGUGCCAGAAGCAAUAAAGUACCUCGUCACGUGGCACACGAUAGAUGCAGACGCUCCUGAGCUGAGCCACAUCCUUUGCUGGACACCGACAGACCCUCCAACGGGCCUUUCUUAUUUUUCCAGCAUGUAUCCUCCUCAUCCUUUGACAGCUCAGUACGGAGUUAAAGUCCUUCGUUCUUUCCCUCCAGAUGCCAUUUUAUUUUACAUUCCACAGAUCGUGCAGGCACUUCGAUAUGAUAAGAUGGGCUAUGUGAGGGAGUACAUCUUGUGGGCAGCCGCCAAAUCCCAGCUGCUGGCUCACCAGUUCAUUUGGAAUAUGAAAACCAACAUCUUCUUGGACGAAGAGGCGCAUCAGAAAGACCCUGACAUCGGGGAACUGCUGGAGCAGCUGGUUGAGGAAAUAACGGGCUCAUUAUCUGGGCCAGCAAAGGAGUUUUAUCAACGUGAAUUUGAUUUCUUCAAUAAAAUCACCAACGUUUCAGCCAUCAUCAAGCCUUACCCUAAAGGUGACGAAAGGAAAAAGGCUUGUUUGAGUGCUUUGUCCGAGGUGAAAGUGCAGCCUGGUUGUUAUCUGCCCAGCAACCCCGAAGCGAUUGUUUUGGACAUCGACUACAAGUCAGGAACUCCUAUGCAAAGCGCUGCCAAAGCACCUUACUUGGCCAAGUUUAAGGUGAAGCGGUGCGGAGUCAGCGAACUCGAAAAAGAAGGUCUGCGCUGUCGUUCGGACUCCAUAGACGAAAGCGGAGAAGAUGGGGUAGAGAGCAAGAAGAUUUGCUGGCAGGCAGCCAUCUUCAAAGUGGGCGAUGACUGCAGACAGGACAUGCUGGCGUUGCAAAUCAUUGACCUCUUCAAGAACAUAUUUCAGCUGGUGGGUCUCGACCUGUAUGUGUUUCCGUACAGAGUAGUGGCCACAGCCCCAGGGUGUGGUGUCAUUGAAUGCAUUCCUGAUUGUACGUCCCGUGACCAGCUGGGCAGGCAGACAGACUUUGGGAUGUACGACUACUUUACAAGGCAGUACGGAGAUGAAUCAACUCUGGCUUUCCAAAAGGCUCGUUACAACUUCAUCCGCAGCAUGGCUGCCUACAGCCUCCUGUUGUUCCUGUUGCAGAUUAAAGACAGACACAAUGGCAACAUCAUGCUGGACAAACAUGGGCACAUCAUUCAUAUUGACUUUGGAUUCAUGUUUGAGAGUUCUCCUGGCGGAAACCUGGGUUGGGAGCCAGACAUCAAGCUGACCGACGAGAUGGUUAUGAUAAUGGGAGGGAAGAUGGAGGCCACGCCUUUCAAGUGGUUCAUGGAGAUGUGCGUCAGGGGUUACCUGGCAGUCAGGCCUUACAUGGAUGCCGUGGUGUCUCUGGUGACGUUGAUGCUGGACACAGGGCUGCCCUGUUUCCGAGGGCAGACAAUCAAACUGUUAAAGAACAGGUUCAGCCCCAACAUGACGGAGCGAGAAGCGGCCAACUUCAUCAUCAAGAUAAUCCAGAGCUGCUUCCUCAGCAACAGGAGUAAGACCUACGAUAUGAUCCAGUACUACCAGAACGACAUUCCUUACUGAACCCAGACGAGGUUAUCCUGGGGGAGCCGCGACCCCGUCUCCGUUGUUCCAGCCUAGAAACGUGAUUUCUUGGAAGUCACUGCGUACUGCCUCCGGUCAAUCCUCUCUGCGUGCGUGUGCAUGUGAAUGUGGGUGUGCCCCUUUUACAGGACCCUUGUAACAAUCAGCACCUCUCAAGUAGUUCCUCUGAUCUUCGCCAGGGUGUCCAUGUCCCUAGAUUACAGAAGCAGCUGGCUGCAGUCGUGGAUUUUAAAAAAAACAAAAACCUGUCGCAGCUAUGAAUGAGUGUAAAACUCAGCAAGGAAAAGAUAAACCUGAGGAGUGUGGCAAUUGCCAGGGGGUUUUUGUUUUGGCUUUUGGAAGCAAGUUCCAUUAAAACGCUCACUCUGUAGGAUCCCGGCAGCAGUCAAAUGCUCUAGAGUUGCUGCUCAGUGCGGCGAAGAAGCAUUAAGUUGCUCUGGUGAAUGCUGUAGAAAUUGUAAUGAUAAUCGUCUGUAGGUGGUGAUAGCCCUGCAUCCAUGUUAAUAUUGUACUUUGCACUGUAAAUGGUUCCCGCUCCACGGUCAGUAUUUCGUACCUACAUGAAGAAUGUAUUUCCUCCCCCCCUUUUGUGUGGUUUUAAGGAGAGAAACUCUAUCCAAGAUAUAUUUAAUCUUAAAAAUGAAAUUAAAAAAAGAGAAGGCCUUAGGAUACUUUACGUCUCUGCUCCAGCGUUUGCUUGUUUUUUAAAAAUAAUAAUAAAAACAACCAGCUUUAAUGAUCAUGAGGAUUAGGCAAAUUCACGAAGAAGAAAGCUAUCGGCAGCUACUAGCCACAACGGUUGCCUCUGCCAUCUCACCGGCUGCUGAGAAUCACAGCUGAGCAGUAGUGCUCAUGUCCUGCUUGCAGGCCAUGGCAAAAGGUCGGGAACGAUAGGAGGGCAACAUCUGGAGGUGGGGGCAUUGUGGUGGGCGUGGCCAGAGGCAAAAGUGGGCGGAGCAACAUGUAAUUUUUUUUGCUUUUGGACAGUAGCUGGGUUUCAACACACACUUGAACACUCCUCUCCAGCCUCCAUUGGGAGGAGCAAGAGGCCUUAGCAGAGCUGAAGGGUUCUGUAUUUCUGGGUGAGGUGCAGCACGGAAUCUCUUACCACUUUGCAAAAUAUCCCAUCCCUUCCCUGCUGUCAUGGGGAGUCCCGCAUUCUUUCGGACAGUGGGUGUUUUUCCACACCAGCGUUGCCAGCUGCUCGGUUUGUCUCUGCACAAAAGAAGCCUCCCGCCUCCCCAGAGAACAACAGAAGCAAAAUUUAUAGCUUUGCAUUUGCUGGGUUCCUCGAUCAGCACUAUUCAAGUGCUAAUUUUAUUCUGCGCGGUGCAGAUCAGGAAGCUCAGGGCUCAGAAGUUGGCGUAGUGAUGCAGCCAUUUGGACACACCAUUGAUUGCUCCCUCCCACACACCUCCUUACAAUCCUCAGAGAUGUAGCGAACAGUUGAGUUUCCCUCUUCCCCUACUUUCUUUUGGGCACCAGAAGUUGUUAAUGCAGGGAAAUUGGAUUUCUAGGAGGCAGUGGACUUUGUAAACAGAACCGUGUACGCCAUCUUGAGCCCCUUGAAGAAAAAGCUGGGGUGUAAAUGCAAACAAAAAAGAUAAAUAACAGCAAAAUAAAGUGAGGUUUGCCCCACAAACCACACCUAGUCCUCCCCUGCCGUAACUUAAACACAGUUUCUUAGUUUCAGGGUUGACCUUAGCAGGGAGGAGGAUGGGGCAAGAUUCGAAUUAGUUGGCUGCGCCUCUGAUUGGUUCUGGUUCCGCCUGCUUUUUCGACUCCUUGCCUCCCACCUCACUGGUACGAGUGUAGCAGUUAAAGAGUGCUGGACUAGGACCUAGUAGUCCAGGCUUCGAAUCCUCACUCGCCCAGUUCACUGGGGUGACCCUCUGGCUAGUCGCUGCCUUUCAGACUGACUCUACCUCUCAGGGUUGUUGUGCGGAUAAAAAGCAGAACGGGAGGAACAUGCCAGUCCCCUUGAGCUCCUCGGAGAAAAGGGUGGUAUAUAAUGUAAGGAAUAAAUAGAACAAAUGGGCAUGAACCACCACUGACCUAGCAAUCCUCAACAUGUGCCAUACCACGGAGCUAUGGUCUCCCUGCGGUGUUCUCUUGAAAAUAAGUUCCUCUCAGUAGCACAUGCCACUGGCUUCCGUGCUGAUCAAGCUGACUUUGACUCCUUGCAACGGAACUACCUGGCUUUAGAGAGAUGCUUAAUUUAUACGUCUGUGUCAAGAGACAAUGGAGUGCACCUCGCGGGGUGAAGUCACACUGUUGCAUUGGCAAGACCAAAGUGACCACUUCGAGACACAAACCUGGGUAGUGUGUCUGGAGAUCUCGAGCUGCCCAGACGACAACACUCCCUUCUUGGCCUUGCUGAUGUGGACCAAAGGAAAUACUUUUGGCACCGGCUUGGCUGCAGGAGUUGUUGGAAGGAGGCAUACAAGCCACCACCCAACCAUCUUAGGGACUCUAGUCUGCAGUAUUACUCCUUCGCAUUUUCUUCUCCCGUAAGGCAGUGGAGGCUUCGGAUCAGACUUUUCCUUCUCCUAGAUGGGCUACCUUCCCAGGUUGACAAGUCCCACCUGCCCCUCACUUCCCUCUACAGCAGCAGGUGCAGAAACUGCCUUCUUGACCCUUGGACCCAAAAAUGGUCCUGUCCGCUCUUCUGGUGCCUGUCUUCGUAUGCAAGGGGAAAGUGUCACAAUCACUUUGAUUUUCACGCAAGUUGCACGGAGCUGCCGCCAGGAGGCACUGCAACAAAUCCGAGGGCAAAACCAAUUGAAUCAAACGCUGAAUUUUUGCAGUGCUGGGAAACAUACCUUUCGGUUUGGUCCAGGCGGCAGCAAAGCGUCUUAUAUUGGGGUGUUAUUGGGCUACACUUUUGGAAGCUGCCUUCUGUUUUGCCCGUGAGAUUUGCCCAUCCGAAACAAUAUGAUAAUGGAAACGAGUUAUCCUUUGAAACUCGCACUUCUCCAAAUUCCACAGUGCGGUUCUCCAGCCAAGUAAGAGGGGGUGGC
Zootoca vivipara (common lizard) is the source of this 9431-nucleotide messenger RNA. It is a transcript of the gene PI4KA, whose product is annotated as phosphatidylinositol 4-kinase alpha. Gene Ontology annotation, molecular function: 1-phosphatidylinositol 4-kinase activity. Lineage: Eukaryota; Metazoa; Chordata; Lepidosauria; Squamata; Lacertidae. Gene Ontology annotation, biological process: phosphatidylinositol phosphate biosynthetic process; phosphatidylinositol-mediated signaling. Gene Ontology annotation, cellular component: cytoplasm; plasma membrane. The record is from RefSeq and is a predicted model, not a curated record.